This is a messenger RNA of Ctenocephalides felis (cat flea), 405 nucleotides long. RefSeq lists its product as uncharacterized. The record is from RefSeq and is a predicted model, not a curated record. Bases 1 to 405 code for a protein of 134 amino acids. The transcript has a single exon. Lineage: Eukaryota; Metazoa; Arthropoda; Insecta; Siphonaptera; Pulicidae.
AUGUUUGAUUCAACAGAUACUGACGAUGAAGAGGAAAAUAUUGUGAAUAUAUGUAGUGGCCGAAAAAGAAUAAGAUUACUCUCAGAUUCGGAAGAAAGUGAAGUAGAAAUAAAUGAACAAGAUAUUGCAAAUGAUGGAUCUGUUUGGCAAGUAGGUGUCACACCUGGAAAAGCACCACUUCAUAACAUUUUCAAGCAAGAAGUAGGCCCAACAGGAUAUGCAAAACGUUAUAUAAUGGAAGGUAAAGUUAUUACUGCAUUUUCAUUGACAAUUGAUCACCGUAUUAUGAACCAUAUAAGAACAUGCACAAUAGAAGAAGCAAAGAGAGUGUUAGGUUCUGAUUGGAGUUUAUCUAAAAAAAUUAGAUGCAUUUAUUGCAAUUUUAUAUGCUCGAGCUGCAUAUAG